CUCCCUCCCUCCCCUGACACUGAAGACCGCCAGAGGAGUCCCAGGGCCCAGGCUGAGAGCUGAGAACAGGGCAUGGUGUCAGAAGAAGCAGUCAGGAAGAGCUUCCUGGAUGAGGAUUUGAGGGCUGGGAUGUAGGCCUUGGAACACUGGAGCCUCCCCUCACCAGCUGGGCAGGAAGCAAGAAUGUGGCUGCCAUCAGCUGGGGAGCGUACUCAGAAGGAGGGUACAGAAGGUCAGUGGACAUCAGACUGAGCCUUCGUCCUCUGGUGAUUCUCAUGGCUUCACUCCUGGUAGUGCUCUGGGUCCGCAGAGCCGCCUGUCCCUUCACUGGCCUGUGGACUCCUCGGAGCUGACGGGGGCGGCUGCUGGGACGAGAGGCCAGUUGUGCCGACUGAAAAGUGCCAUGGCCAGCAAUCUGCAGGUCCCCCUGGCUGCUCUUCUUCUGCUGCCUGUGGCUGCCGCCAUGCACUCUGACUGCAUCUUCAAGAAGGAGCAAGCCUUGUGCCUGAAGAAGAUCCAGAGUGCCUAUGACCUACUGGGCAUGAAUGAUUCCUCUCUGGGAUGCCCUGGCAUGUGGGACAACAUCACAUGUUGGAAACCGGCCCGUGUGGGUGAGGUUGUUGAGGUCAGCUGCCCUGAACUCUUCCAAAUCUUCAACCCAGACCAAGUCUGGGAAACUGAAAACACGGACAAGGGCUCUGUGAGCCGGAACUGCACUGAAGAAGGCUGGUCUGAGCCCUUCCCUCAUUACUUUGACGCAUGUGGAUUUUAUGAGAAUGAAACUGAGCCUGAGGACCAGGACUAUUACUACUUGUCAGUGAAGGCCCUCUACACGGUUGGCUACAGCACUUCUUUGGUCACCCUCACCACUGCUAUGGUCAUCCUGUGCCGCUUCCGGAAGCUGCACUGCACCCGCAACUUCAUCCACAUGAACCUCUUCGUGUCCUUCAUGCUGAGGGCAAUCUCUGUCUUCAUCAAAGACUGGAUCUUGUAUGCAGAACAGGACAACAACCACUGCUUCAUCUCUACUGUGGAAUGCAAGGCCGUCAUGGUUUUCUUUCACUACUGCGUUGUGUCCAACUACUUCUGGCUGUUUAUCGAGGGCUUGUAUCUCUUCACACUGCUGGUGGAGACCUUCUUCCCUGAGAGAAGAUACUUCUACUGGUACAUCAUUAUUGGCUGGGGGACGCCGACUGUGUGUGUGAUGGUGUGGGCUGUGCUGAGGCUCUACUUUGAUGACACAGGCUGCUGGGAGAUGAAUGACAGCACAGCUCUGUGGUGGGUGAUCAAAGGCCCUGUGGUUGGCUCUAUAAUGGUUAACUUCGUGCUUUUCAUUGGCAUCAUUGUUAUCCUCGUGCAGAAACUGCAGUCUCCAGACAUGGGAGGCAAUGAGUCUAGCAUCUACUUCAGCUGCGUGCAGAAAUGCUACUGCAAGCCACAGCGGGCUCAGCAGCACUCUUGCAAGAUGUCAGAACUGUCCACCAUUACUCUACGGCUGGCCCGGUCCACACUGCUGCUCAUUCCAUUGUUUGGAAUCCACUACACGGUGUUUGCCUUUUCCCCAGAGAAUGUCAGCAAGAGGGAGAGACUUGUGUUCGAGCUGGGGCUGGGCUCCUUCCAGGGCUUUGUGGUGGCUAUUCUCUACUGUUUCCUGAAUGGGGAGGUGCAGGCAGAGAUCAAGCGGAAAUGGCGGAGCUGGAAGGUGAACCGAUACUUCACCAUGGACUUCAAGCAUCGUCACCCAUCUCUGGCCAGCAGCGGGGUGAACGGGGGCACCCAGCUCUCUAUCCUGAGCAAGAGCAGCUCCCAGCUUCGCAUGUCCACGCUUCCAGCCGACAACCUGGCCACAUGAACCCUGCCCUGUCCUCUCCUCCCUCACAGCCUGGGGCUGCAGGCAGGUGUCUGUGGCGCAUGUUUGAGCCUCUUCCCUCCCCUUGGGCAGGCCCUGGCUGAAGCUUGGCUCCUCCUCAAGGGGGAGAAGGAGGCAAGGCACAAUCUGCUACUGCCCCUCCUAUUUCGGUACUGGCCCCACCCACCACAACCCCCUGGGCCCUGAUUUGACAAUGUAAAUAGCCCUCAGAUUUGGAAAUCUGUCCCAUCCUUGCUUCUCUCACCUCAGCCAGGCUCCAGCUCCACCCCACUGUCUGGCCAGCCUCAGUGAUGGCCUGGCCGCAGGCAUGAGGCCUUGUGAGCUGAGGCUAGAGAGACCCUGCUCCACAGAGGCUGGGGUGGUGCCUGCCCCGACAGCCCCUCCUCAUGUCUGACUUCAGAGGUGGACCCUUCUCAGGCCUGGGCCCAGGGCCAGUGUCUAGGUGCCUAGCUCCUGGGUGCCAGGGCAGUGGGAUGGCUCCAGGGCUUUUUCAGUCAGAGCCUUCAGUUGUGGGGUGGGGGCUGAGGGUCAGGGAAAGUUCUGGUGCUUUUCAUUUGAUCCAAGAAGAACUGAGAGCCAGAAAUGUGGGUACAAUUGGAAAGGAGAUGGAAGAGUUGGGAGACGUGUAAAAGAAGACCUUCGCCAUCUCUGCUGUUCUACCCCUGACUCAAGAUGGACACAGUUCAUCCGGUAGCUACCCUUUGACUCCUCCCAUCCCAAGGGGAUACCCCAGAGAAGCUGCUUCCCAGCAACACCUACCACGGAGUGUCCCUCUGAGUCCCUUCCCCAUAUCCCCUCGAGUCAAAGCCAUGACUAGAAUGAACCAGCUGCCUUCUUGUGUUGUCAGUGAAUCCUGAAGCACCUUGAAUCUUUACAUGCCCAAGUUCCCUGCCUGCGGUUUGCCCACGUUCCACCUUCAUGGAUGAUGAGCCCCAGAUGCCACAUCUUCAGCCUGGACUCAGCUACCAACCUCUCUUAGAGACCUCUGCAAAGACUUCCUCGAGUGCCCUGGGUCACAGGCUGUUAGAAUGCUUUGAGGGGCUGACACACCUAUCAUGUUCAUUGGCAGAAGCUACUGGUGGGUGGAGAGGCUACUCAGCAAUGCCCAUCUUGGACUCCAGCUGUAGGCUGCAUAGCUUUGGCCUAAGAGUCAGACAACCAGGCUGAAGAAUGUAGAGGAAGGUACUGGUGUGCCAUGAGACCAUGGGCCCCAGUUCAUUCCACACAUUCUUGGUCUGCAUGUUUGAGCGCUUGCUUCAGGAUCUUGUUGUGGAGUGCUUGGGGACUUUGGUUACAGGUGGCUUUGCCUUGCUCAGUGUCAUAAAGAGGAAGGAGCCCUGGGGACAUGAGAUGGUAUUUUGGGAGAGGCCUACAGAGUGAGCAGAUCGGGUUCUUUCUUGUUGCUGUGAUUAGGAUGAGUCCUGUGUGCUUGGCAGUGUAGUGAGUCCCUAGGUCUUUGGUAAAGCCAAAGGGAGAAAGGGCCCACUGCUUCUUACUAGUCACAUGUAGUGACUUUGGUCACAAAGUGUGCAGUCGUCCAUCCCUCCCCUCCCCUGACCUGGUCCUCAGAGCAAGGAUCUGCUGAUCACCUUGUACUUGAGACACUGCUUGAAAGGGAAUGUGGCCUAGGAUUCAGAGACCUAGAGUCUUCCUCACUUGGGUUUAGAACACUGUGAUUGUGGACCUGAUGCUCUGGUCUCAGCCUCAGUUUCCCCUCUUGUGAAGUGAGGUGGCUUCUGUUCCUUCUCCAGGCUACUUCAGCAGUCUUCCAGUUCAGAACCAAGGCAGGUAGAUGCAUGCACACCAGUGUGUGCAGCAUCUAGGGUUUUGGUGGAUGUGUGUGUGCAGGUGAGGUGAGGAAUGCUGUUUAUGUUCCCUUUCUUAGAAACCAGACUUCUUUCUCCUCUGUUUGGACUCACAGUAGCUGACAUCCUGAGGGAAGUCAGGCCAUGUACACUUGAGCAGGUGCCUUGGGCAUGAUGCAGUGACUCAGUGUUCUAUACCUGCCUGAGGAAGGUACCAUGACGGGUACCCUAGAUCCAAGGAGUCCUAUGCUGUGAACCCCAUUCAUUUGCCAUCACCCCACCAGUAGGUCUGCUUCCCUGUGGAAGAAGAAACUGUGACUUUAUAGAUACAUCAUCACAAAGCAGCAAAAACAAAGACUACCCUGAGUCCCACAUCCUGAAUUGUUUCCUGAGCCCGGGGCCUGAGUUUUCCUAGAGGUUCAGGCUCCUGUUGGUUAUUUUGUAUCUGAAUGCUCUUUGUCUGUCCUAGAAGCAGAUGUAUGUGAUGUAUUCUGAAUAUCCUAGGAGAUUCUGGCUUUUCAGGUCACAAUGCUGUAGGAGAACAGUAUGAGGUGUGAGCAAAACCUUUUCGUCUCUGACCCUCUGUUUUCAAAUCUAUAGAAUGGGCAAUAAGACUAGAUGACUUGUAUAUAUCCCAGUGAAUCCUUAGAAUUCUCUGUCUAAACACCAGCUAGCUACCAGGAAUGAGCCUUGGGAAAGACUGUGAUAAUUGCUUUGAUCAAGAAAGGGUAAGAAACUGCUGUGUGAGGAGGACUGGAGGCACUUGGCAGAACUAAUGCUGGGGAGGAGUAGAGUAUUGGGACUCCGUGCCCAUGGAGGAUCAUUCCUGGGAAGGUGCUUGUUUUAUGCAAUACUGAAGGAUGGACCCCAUUCCCACAGGAGACUGGCUUCUCCUUGGGGUAACAAGUUAUAUAGUUGCGUUGUGACUGCCCAGUCAGAGGACUGGCAGGCAGUGUGUGGCGAGGGUCUCCAAUCCAGAGGGAAGUGGAGUUAUAAGUCAGAGAAGCUGAGGCUUACAGGGAGCCAGUGGAGGGUCAGAGAAUGGGAUUCAGGAGGUCCAGCCCUUUAGUGACCCAGUACUGUGAGCCUCGUGUCUCCCACCAAACUUGAGGCCAGACUGUAUUCUCUGUGGGCAGCACUUUGAGCCUUCUUGACAUGUCCAGUGUCUCCCAGUAAUUCCAUCUUCUCUGAACUGGAUCCUUGGGCAUUAGAAUAAGGAAGCUCAAACUGGGCCCAAGCUGGAAAUAUGCCUAUGUCCAUUGUUGCUUAUCAAAGCCUCUGCCUUUUGAUGUGCCCCUCUCUUCUGCAAGGAAAGGCUGGAAGAGGCUCUCUCUUUAAUUUGUUGAGUACCCUUACCUCCUUCAGGACCACUCCAGAGAGAAAGCAAUUAGUACUUUGUCACCAUCAACUCCCACUUGAGCCCAAGAAACUUGGAGACUGGCUAGAGGAGCCCAAACAAAGAGCCAGGGACCUGGACUUACCCCAGCUUUGCCAUUUGCUUGCUGUUUGAUCUGGACUCGUCCCCCAUAUAUCUCUGGGAAGAUUCACAAAAUACUUGAGCUGGGAGAAACUUAUAAAUCUUCUGGUCAAACCUUUUCCUUUGGCUGAUAAGGAAACCCAGGGGAGCUCAGCAUAAAUCUGGGUGAGAAAAUGGCCCUACCAGUAGGUGCACAACCCUUUGCAGGGCCAGAGUGGUGUGUGACCGUCGGCCUCUGUAGAAUUAUCAUUCCUCCUUGUGCAGAAGAUAGACUCUGGCUAUGGAAAAUUGUCAGGACUCCAGAUUGCAGAAGUAAUGGAGUCAGCACGGUGUGGGAAAUGCUGUUCUCUCACCUGGGCUUCACCACGUGCUUGGUGACCCUAGGCUCACCUUUCCCUGGCAUUUGCCUCUCAGCCUGAGAAAUGGGGAAGACAUGAUUGCAUCAUCUGUCCUGCAGGCCAGCAUGAGGUUGAAUUGUAUGAAUGAACUUUGGAAACAAGGCAGAUGUGGGCACAUUCCUGGGCAAAGACCCCCUGAAAGGAAUUCCUUGCUGUUUGCUAUUUCUCUACUGCUUGGAGCCCUUCUGGAUGAACCGUUACUCCAUCUGUAAAACCACCAGCAUUGGGGGUAAGGGGCUGGCUAGAGAGCUCUGGUGGACAGAGCUCCAGCUCUAUCUCCAUCAGUUUCCUCUCAAGAACAGGAUAGAGAGAAUUCACGUGGGUGCUGUGAGCAUUGCCAUGCCACCCUCCUGGGAAUCCUUCAAGGACUUGGGACAUUCCUCAAAUGGGCUGCAUGCCCAUUCCUUCUCCUUUCCCCAAACUCCAGGUCCUGGGAUGAGUCUACCCUUGACCAUGUGUGUCUUGUCUGAUGUCUGUCUUCUGUGGCUUUGCACCUGUCAAGCUGGAGUGGUUGGUGCAGCUCCUGGCAUCCCAGACGUGGCUCCUGGCUCCUCAUGAGAGCUAGGCCACCUGGGUUUCAUCUCCCACAGUAAAGAUGAGUCCCCCAGAUCUUACUGCCCCCGCUGCCACCACUAAUGCUGUGCUUGCAAUCUUGUCCAGGAUUUUAAGGAUGUCAAAUUGCUGUAGAUGACUCAAUAAAUGUCUUAUCAUUUUU
This is a messenger RNA of Cavia porcellus (domestic guinea pig), 6265 nucleotides long. RefSeq names its product ADCYAP receptor type I (gene Adcyap1r1). NCBI's taxonomy places the organism in Eukaryota, Metazoa, Chordata, Mammalia, Rodentia, Caviidae. Gene Ontology annotation, molecular function: G protein-coupled peptide receptor activity; vasoactive intestinal polypeptide receptor activity; peptide hormone binding. Gene Ontology annotation, cellular component: plasma membrane. Gene Ontology annotation, biological process: adenylate cyclase-modulating G protein-coupled receptor signaling pathway; cell surface receptor signaling pathway. The coding region runs from base 404 to 1852 and encodes 482 amino acids. The record is from RefSeq and is a predicted model, not a curated record. The transcript has 16 exons.